UUUUUCUCAUUGAUGGUGACGAAUUGUCUCUGGCUAUUUUUGCACUUUUACACCUGCAAUCGCUUUUUUUAGCACCUCACCCGUGUGCAGUUGUCCGCGGGGGGCACUCAACUGAGCACUGUUAGUACUUUCCUCGGGAAUCAAGGGGUGUUUGUGGUGUUUCCAAAGGAUUAUUAGCACCUGAGUGAGGUUAUGUCUGCGGAUCCUUCGCCCAUUGACUCUCGCAUCCGGGAUUACAUUCGCCGGGAUAUCCAGGACUUCAGAGCCAACAGUCGCCACAGCGACCUGGACACGGUGCGAUGUGGCCUUGGGGAGAUUGUGGACGUGAUGUCCAAUAACAUCACGCAGAAAGACGUGCAGGGCCUCGCGGCGAGGAUUAAGAGGCGAAAGCGAGCCACUUCCAAUGACCUCAUCCGUCUCAGCAAGGCCUUCAUGCGCGACUCCGAGAACAUCUCGACGUUCAUGCGGAUUCCAGGUGCGAUAAAUGUGGUGAUCAAAGAGUUCACGGGUCAGGACGCGGACUUGAGGCUGUGGGCCACGGAGUGCCUCUGCAAUCUUUCCCUGGGAGAUGACUUCUGCUGCGAGAAGCUCGCCCUGAUGGCCGGCACGUAUCUGCUGAGUUACGUGAAGAGUUCCAACAAGCACCUGGCCAGGCUCUGUCUCUGGGUGCUUUGCAAUCUCGUGUGCGGCGGUGGGAAACCUUUGAAGAUCCUCAUGUCGCAGGAAAUUGUCCGGGAGUUAAUCUCCGUGGUGCAGAAUGAUUACGACGAGAACAUCAAGAAUGAGUCCCUCAACUGCUUGCAAUUGAUUGUGUCCAGAGAGGAGGAAGUCCUGAGUGAUGCUGACAACAAAAUCAUCGUAAAUGCUGUCACAGAGGAGAAGAACCCAGAAACCCUCGGCGGAAUCCAGCUCUUGGACAGAUAUCUCAUAAGGAAGGACUUCCAGCUAACAGAUCACACCGACCUGGCCAAGAUAAUCGCUUUCUGCACACAUUAUUUGACAAAAUAUCCACGCAAAGCACCAACAAAAGACAUAGCGCUUGGGUUUGUCAUCUACUCGAUUAGAAUUCUGGCUAACUUCUCUUCUGUGCAGGAAGAGGCUGCCCAGAUAUUCAUUCAGCAAUUCAAUGAGGAAGGAAAACUCCUCUCGACCGUGAUCAGUGAGCUAAUCGAGUCGACAGGACAGGAAGAGGUCACGAAGGAGCUCCUCUGGUUCGUCGGAAACCUCCACAACAGUCCUUUCCCCGUUGUUCAGCAAUACAUCCAGCGCGACAACCUGGCACACAACACAAAGUUCCCAAUCAUCACAUCCGUCUAAGUUCAAGCAUAUUCGAUAUUCCCUUCAGUACAAUACGCAAAGUAUAUAUAUUUUUUGUUUCAAGUCUCUCUAAAAAGCUUUAUCUCUUGAGAAACUGUUUAUUUUUUACAAAUAUCUUUGAAGUAUAAUUUGCAAAAAGACGCGCAGUUAACAUUUUUUCUGAUGGAAGAUGUGAAUAUUAUGAAAGAGUGUAAUUUUGUGAAUUUUCCAUUGAAUAAAAACUGUGAAUUUCAUAGAA
Molecule: messenger RNA, 1555 nt
Organism: Phlebotomus argentipes
Lineage: Eukaryota; Metazoa; Arthropoda; Insecta; Diptera; Psychodidae
Exons: 2
Coding region: 193-1317 (374 amino acids)
Source: RefSeq, a predicted model, not a curated record